UAGAAUUUGGUGGGUGAGUAGUCUUGGGCCCAGGCAUGGAUUCCUUUUGUCACGGUAAGUAGAUCAGCAUCAUGCUUCUCCCCACAGACACUUCCCAUGCCACAUACAGCCAACCAUGAGGCUGGGCAGAGAGAACUUCCUGAGCCUCCCAGAUCACCAGGAACUAUCAUAUGACCAGACGAUGGUCAGAGCAGGAAAGAUGCUGAUGAUGAGAUGGGCUUCCUUUCAUCUGAAACGAAGUUUCUAUGAGUAAUUCACAAUUAAGAAACAGAUUAAACCCUUACUUUCAACAGAUUCAUAACUUUUAAGAAAGAACUUCCCCUUUGACAAUCCCAAAAGGAUUGUGGAAAACAAUGUAAACAGCAACAAGGAAAAGUCCUGCUGAUUGGUGGAAACUUUGGAGGCCAGGUGUAUAAAAGGUCCAGAUUGCAAGGGGUCAUCACAUUCUGGGAAACUCACCUCUGAACAGAAGCCCACCUUCCACCCCUGACACCAUGACCAACUGUUGCUCCCCUUGCUGUCAGCCUACGUGCUGCAGGACCACCUGCUGCAGGACCACCUGCUGGAAGCCCACCUGUGUGACCACCUGCAGCAGCACACCCUGCUGCCAGCCCACCUGCUGUGUGUCCAGCUGCUGCCAGCCUUGCUGCCGCCCAACUUGCUGUCAAAACACUUGCUGCCAGCCCACCUGUGUGACCAGCUGCUGCCAGCCUUCCUGCUGCAGCACACCCUGCUGCCAGCCCACCUGCUGUGGGUCAAGCUGCUGUGGCCAAACCAGCUGUGGGUCCAGCUGUGGCCAGACCAGCUCCUGUGCCCCUGUCUACUGCAGAAGGACCUGCUACCACCCCACAUGUGUCUGCCUGCCUGGUUGCCUAAACCAGAGCUAUGGAUCCAGCUGCUGCCAGCCCUGCUGCCGCCCAGCCUGCUGUGAGACCACCUGCUGCAGGACCACUUGCUUCCAGCCCACCUGUGUGUCCAACUGCUGCCAGCCUUCUUGCUGCUGA
Messenger RNA from Macaca mulatta (Rhesus monkey), 1004 nucleotides. NCBI's taxonomy places the organism in Eukaryota, Metazoa, Chordata, Mammalia, Primates, Cercopithecidae. The record is from RefSeq and is a predicted model, not a curated record.